This is a messenger RNA of Penicillium diatomitis, 846 nucleotides long. RefSeq lists its product as uncharacterized. Bases 1 to 846 code for a protein of 281 amino acids. The record is from RefSeq and is a predicted model, not a curated record. NCBI's taxonomy places the organism in Eukaryota, Fungi, Ascomycota, Eurotiomycetes, Eurotiales, Aspergillaceae. The transcript has 2 exons. Gene Ontology annotation, cellular component: outer membrane.
AUGGGCGACCCAUACAAUCCUUACACUGCCUUUGCGACACCCGCACCAGGCGGAGUCGGCUACUAUUCCGCAGAACAACAGCACCAACAGCAGUAUCAGUAUUCUACGCAAGGACCGCCCACAGACUAUCAACUCUCUCAACCGGGGCCUGGUCCCGAAUCGAGCUGCAGCUACACCCCGCAGCCCGGACUGAAUCCAAACGCACACCACCUUACGUCUGAGCCAUAUCCCGCUGCGACUCCAAACAGAAGUCAUACACCUGCAGGGCAGCCGGACUAUCUGGGUCCUGUACAUGCGCUAGGCCCACGGCCCGCAAGCGGGGAUGGAACCAAAGUCCCCGAGAACUUGAGUUACUAUUAUCCAUCAGAGGAAACUCCACGCUACGAUCCCCCGGCAAGCCCACGCCCGCCAUCCGUUCACGUCAGUAAUGCGGACGAUCGACACCAGGAUCGUGAACACAAUCGUGAGGGGGAUGGUCAAACUGGUGAUUUCGAGGGUGAACGUGGGAUUGGGGGCUCCUUGGUCGGUGGUGCAGCAGGGUACUAUCUCGGAUCGAAGAAGAACCACGGUCUACUGGGUGCUAUUGGCGGUGCGGUGGUGGGCAAUAUGUUGGGUAACAAAUUGCGGGAUCAUUCCGAUGAUGGGCAAUCAAGUGGACAUCGACAUCGACAUGGGCAUGGGCAUCAUCGUCAUGAUCAUGAUCACGGGCAUGAGAGCAGCCAUCAUUAUGGACCUCAUCACCAUCACCAUCGUGAACAUGAUUAUGAGCAUGGCCGCCACCAUCACCAUCACCACCGACACAGUGGUAGUCGCAGUCGCUCGCGCCACGCUGACGAGGACGAUUAG